AUGGACAUCACCAAGUUGGUCGUCUCCGGCCGGGACGCGGCGCUGCUUUACGGAGACUACGCAACAUACCAGAACCAGUUGGCCAAGAAGCUUCUCAACAGUCGCAAGAAAUUAGGCAUCGCCACGAGAAACCGCGGCAAGUUCAGCAAGAAGGGCGAGAUCACUGCUGCGCAGAUUGCGGAGAACCAUGAGUACAUCCAUCUGUUGCUGCUCACGAGCGAGCGCGCCUGGGCCAAUGCCAUGGCAAUCAAGUCGUCGCACGCCUCAGAUGUAAAGGGCGUAACUGGCAAGACCAGGUCACACAUCGUAUCUCGACUCGAAAAGGCCGCAAAGACUGCCGAACAACUCGUCGAACUCCUCUCGCAGUCGGAGGCUGGUGCCACACAGAACGACAAGCUCGAGUCCCGCGCUUACGCAGCCCAGAUCCGUGGUGCUGCCCAGUUCGAGAACCAGCACUGGGAGCCUUCUCUGAGGAGCUAUGCCGUUUCACGUAUCAUCUACAACGCCAUGGCCACCUCCACCAAGGGCGACAUCUUCAAGGACCUCCUUUCCGAUACCAUUGACCCUUCGAUCCGCUAUGCCGCCUAUCAGCUCAAGACACCGCGUACGAUACCCAUUCCUGCGAUUGCCAGACGCGCAUUUCCUCAGUCCGACACUGCACUGGUGCAGCAGAUCAACGAGCUCGACCCCAAUCUGUUGAAGCAGGCGCAGGCAGAGGCCACCAAGGAGGGCGAGGGUGCUGAGAAUGCCCCCAGGACCCUCACGUGGCGCUCGCGUGAGGUCAAGAUCGAAGAUGCUGCCAUCUCCUUGGCUUGGGGCAGAGUGGAAGAGGCAAAGGCGAAACUGUCUGACCGAUGGCCGUCUCUUAUCAAUGCCGAGCCCAGGGACGUGGCUGCCUCGUAUGAUGAGAUUCUCGAGGCGACACAGGAUGCCGCCGACGCCACUAAGGAAGCCAUUGACGAGUUGCGGGGUGAGGGUGUUUCCCAGAGCGAUUCCCGCAUGCAGAGCUUGCAGGUCACUCGAACUGCCGUCAACUACGAGAUGAUCAGCUGGCGUAUCGGCCGAAACCGCGUGUUGACGGGCAGCGACGACGGCCUGGCCGAGAACUACAGUUCAUCGCGCAAGAAGUCCAAGAAGGGGGAGACCGCAAAGAAAUCCAAGGAAGAGACACCUGGCCGCAAAGCAGCCAAACUGAAGGAGCUAGUCGCCCUUUAUGAAGGAACCCUGCAAAGUCUUGAGGCUGCGCGGGAAUUGCCUGGCGUGGCCAACGACGAGGACCUUGCCGAGCAGCUUGAGUCGACCGCAGAGUACUUCCAGGCCCUGAAGUCUCUCUCCAUCGCCCGCUCCCAUGCCAUCAUUGGCAACACGGUCAACGCCUUGGCUCUCAUCAAGCACGCCACCAGCGAAGCCCAAGAGGCGGCCUCGACCCUCGGCGAUGGCCCUCAACCCGAAGUCAACUCUCCCCGUAGCAUCGAAGUCUCUAGCAAGGACGCCAAAUCCUUGUCGAACUUCCUCCAGGGCGAGCUUCAGCGUUACCGCGCACUCGUCCACCUGUCGAAUCUGCUGAAGGAGUCGGACUCGAGCGAAGAUGACAUCAAGAACAUUCCUCUGAUCGAGCGACUGCGCGAGUAUCCCUCGGGAGGCAUCGACCUCGCGAACCUCGUCAACAUUCCACCCAAGCUGUCCACCAUUCCUGUCAAGCCGAUUUUCCUUGAUGUUGCCUGGAACUACAUCGACUACCCCGGCAAGGAGCCGCAGGGAGUCGAGCCGCCCAGCAAGCACCAGCAGGCUACCGAGAGCGAGGCCAAGCCGCCGCAACCGCAGAAGAAGGGAUGGUUUGGUUUUGGUAGAUAA
This is a messenger RNA of Colletotrichum spaethianum, 1854 nucleotides long. Its product is annotated as signal recognition particle subunit SRP72. Gene Ontology annotation, molecular function: endoplasmic reticulum signal sequence receptor activity; 7S RNA binding; signal recognition particle binding. Bases 1 to 1854 code for a protein of 617 amino acids. Lineage: Eukaryota; Fungi; Ascomycota; Sordariomycetes; Glomerellales; Glomerellaceae. The record is from RefSeq and is a predicted model, not a curated record. Gene Ontology annotation, cellular component: signal recognition particle, endoplasmic reticulum targeting. The transcript has 3 exons. Gene Ontology annotation, biological process: SRP-dependent cotranslational protein targeting to membrane.